AUGGAUACUUCCGAGUUUAUUUAUGGCAUGAGUGGCCAAAAACGCAAGCUUGUUCCCCUAUUACCCAAUACUCUAAUGAAAAGGACAAAGCUAGAAGUCGAAGAUGAAGCGGCUAGCGCCUCAGGCGGAUCCAUGGAGUCGUCGGCGAAAUCGCCGAGAUCUUCCAGAUCUAGGGCUAAACCAGUCUACAAUACAUUACAGCCUCUUGUCACUACAAAGGUCAUUAACAAAAAUCCCCCAGACAACUCAGACCAACCCAAGCCAAGACAUUUAAAAUCAUGUGCUAGAUGCAGAAAGCACAAAACCAAGUGCAACUAUGUGAAUACCGGUCCAAAUCCCUGCUCUUCCUGCGCCAAACGCGGUGUCACGUGCCAGCUGGAAAUAGUAAUUCCUGUGAAAAGAUCCAACAUUAUCAAGAAACUUUCCGACGAUGUCGAUCUAUUGAAGCGACUGGUGGAUGAAUUACUUACCAAGAACAAUUAUAUCACACAUCUUUGCAAGCAGAAACGUCUGGGGGUAAUUGGCCUUGCUGAGAUUAGAGACGGUGUUCCAGGUGAAACAGACUCUUCAAAUGACACUGACCUCUCAACAGAUGUUAUUACACCACCAGACUGGCUGGAUUUCCCUGGCCCAUCUACUAAUGAUUUUGAUGAAAUGCAGAUGGAACGUAUAAGAAGUUUCGAAAGUACCAGCACCUACAUUAGUGUAACUACUGCUUGUACUACCCCUUCAAGUGAGCACUCUGAAGAUGGCGGAAAGAAUUAUCCACCUAUCUUUAAAUUAUCGGAUUUGUGUUCCUACACAGAGGAAGAAAUAAGCUGUUAUUUCCAAGAAUUCAAUCAAAAGUUCCUUCCCUACGUCCCGAUAAUGAGUCCUCUCGAGCAUCCGACAGCAGUUUUUAAUAGCAGUGAACUUAUCUUUUGGACCGUAGUCUAUGUCACCUCUGCUAAUGCCGAGAUUGAGGCACAGUUCAUUAGAAAAGAGCUCACAAAACGUUGUUGGGCAGAGACUCCUAGAGAUAUCUCCAUUAUUCAAUCGAUUAUUAUUAUGGCUGCUUUCCCUAUCAAGACGGUGGAAGAAAUUAAUAUCCAGAACGAUUUGAACACUUCAAUAUUUCUGCAGCUUGAGUUUGCCAAGGAUCUUUCGUCCCAGAUUGGUUUAGGUAGAUCCACCCAAUUUUCAGGAGAGUUCUCUCGCCUCAUGCAGGACAAAUCGCUUCAGGACGAGUACAGAUACAAUAUUUGGUGCCUGUUAUUUAUUUUGGGACAUCUGUACGGCUUUAGAUUGGGACUCAAAUGGAAUUUCAAUAUUGAUUAUAUUUUGGAAUUCAGGAGAUCGCUUCCUACUUACGUUGGUAGACUGUUGAACAUAGUAAUUCUUCAGACAACUGUUCUUGAUACAUUGAUCUAUGAUCUUGAUAGCUCUUCUCACCUUUCUAAAAAUCCUCAGCUUCUCAAGAACACACUCUCUCUUUGGAUGUCACAAUUACAGAAAUUCAAAGAUGUAGAGACCGAAAAUAAUGUAUUGGUAUUGAUAUCUCUCUUAGCUGUAAUUUUUGAGCUAUUCGAGCCAUCUUUUGACGAUACGCAGAGGUCACAAGAUAUUAACAUUAGGACUAUGCAGCUAUGUGAGGAAUCUUUCCAACAUAUCUCUGAACUGGAUGUCCAAAAGUCCCCAAUGUUCGUGAAAUUGACUUUGGAGUUUAUCAGUUUGGUCGCUUUAAAAAUGGCGAUAUCGCCAUUUAAUGGAGGCAGUCCAAAUUCAGAGUUGUUUGUGCAGAUUUUUAGGAAACUCACUACAUUAUGCGACUUUAACGAUACAAAGCCAAUAUUGAAUGUAGAAAUGGAAACCGAGACCAGCUUCAACCUCAAUAACAGUGCUGUGGAGUUGGGCGAUUUAUCUCUUUUCAAGACCCAGCUCAUGCAGGGUCUUUUUCUCGAUCUCAAGCAUUCUACGCAAUCGUCUAAAACUAACAUUGGUGACUUUCAAUCGUUGGAGAAAUAUUUUGUUGACCACAAUCUAAGACUUGAUGACUACAGGGAAAGUCUUACAAAGUUCAAGGAACAAGUAGAUAUGACCAGUAUUUAUUCCAGUGCACUUAUUAGAAUGGAAAUAUGGGGAAACGUAAAACUCGGCUCACCUUCCAUCAAUAACACUUCCCUAUCCCCAAUUCCGAGUAUCCCAAACUUGUACAACUUGUCGAUGGAUGGACUGGGAAAUAUCAGUGGAACAGAACUGGAAGCCGCUUUAAGUCCAGACAAAACGUCCGAUACAAAAUUUGCUUCCAUUUUGGAUAGCAUGGAAAUGGUUUAA
Brettanomyces nanus is the source of this 2313-nucleotide messenger RNA. RefSeq lists its product as uncharacterized. The transcript has a single exon. Gene Ontology annotation, cellular component: nucleus. Gene Ontology annotation, molecular function: transcription cis-regulatory region binding; DNA-binding transcription factor activity, RNA polymerase II-specific; zinc ion binding. Bases 1 to 2313 code for a protein of 770 amino acids. Lineage: Eukaryota; Fungi; Ascomycota; Pichiomycetes; Pichiales; Pichiaceae. Gene Ontology annotation, biological process: regulation of DNA-templated transcription. The record is from RefSeq and is a predicted model, not a curated record.